Molecule: messenger RNA, 2787 nt
Organism: Oncorhynchus gorbuscha (pink salmon)
Lineage: Eukaryota; Metazoa; Chordata; Actinopteri; Salmoniformes; Salmonidae
Product: carbohydrate sulfotransferase 11-like
Exons: 3
Coding region: 453-1475 (340 amino acids)
Biological process (GO): proteoglycan biosynthetic process; carbohydrate biosynthetic process
Cellular component (GO): membrane
Molecular function (GO): sulfotransferase activity
Source: RefSeq, a predicted model, not a curated record
UGUGACGUCAAGGCACAAGUGCCGCCGACCAUUUUUCUGGGAAUUUUAAGGUUGACAAAAUUGAGGAAACAACAACUGUUGAAUGAUCGGAGAACUCUGAUAAAACAAUUCUAUCAUCUGGGGUUGUCAGAACAUGUUUGCGAUGAGACAUUUCAGCGGAGCAGAAAAUAUUGAUUUAAAAAUGUCAUAAUUUAUCGGAACACACCAACAAAGACAACCGACAUUCUGUUGCACAUUCCAAUAUUUUCGCGGCGGUUUAUUUAUUGUUGGAUAUUCAUAGGCAUAGGCGAAUAGACUUAAUUGCUGAAGAGGCUGACCUAACGGUGCCACUUCCAACUUUUUCCGCAUGAAGGUCCGUUCUUUCCCUUCUUUCGCAAAGCUGCAUCAGACGAGCUGCCUCGCAUGAGCCACCUCGGGGCGAGUGUUCUGCUCUGCCUGCUCGGGGAAUCAGGAUGAGAAAACCCAAAGUUGGACGAAUGUUUCUGGCGACAUGCGUUGGGUCACUUUUUAUGGUCAUAUUGUACUUUCAGAACAUCACAAGGCCAGCUGUGGAGCAGUCUGGGGGGAAGGGCAUCGCCCCAGGGAAGACCAGGAGAAGUCCACUACAGACCCUCUACAACGGAGACCAGUUGGAUUUGUCUGCAGUGCAGACGUCUCUGCGUGGUCGGCGGGAGCUGCUGGAGCAGGCGUGUCUCACCCACACCAAGAAGCGACGGGUGUUGACCCCAGACGACCUCCGCCACCUCAUCGUGGACGAUAAGCAUGGCCUGCUGUACUGCUACGUCCCCAAGGUGGCCUGUACCAACUGGAAACGCGUCUUCAUGGUCCUGACGGGGGACGGACGCUACCACGAGCCCCUAGCCAUCCCUGCCAACGAGGCCCACGUGGCUGGCAACCUGCGCACACUGUCAGAGUACUCUACCUCUGAGAUCAACCGCCGUCUGCGCAGCUACCUGAAAUUCAUCUUUGUGCGGGAGCCCUUCGAGAGGCUAGUGUCGGCCUACCGCAACAAGUUCACCCGCAGCUACAACACGGCCUUCCACAAGCGCUACGGUACCAAGAUAAUCCGCCGGCAUCGGCCCCAACCCCAGCCGGAUGCGCUGGAGCGGGGCAACGAUGUCUCCUUCCAGGAGUUUGUGUACUACCUGGUGGAUCCCCGCACACAGAGAGAGGAGCCCUUCAAUGAGCACUGGGAGCGGAUCCACUCACUGUGCCACCCCUGCCUCGUCCACUACGAUGUGGUGGGGAAGUAUGAGACUCUGGAGCAGGACUCCCGCUCUGUGCUGCGGCUGGCUGGCACUGAUGGGGAGGUCCGCUUCCCUACCUCAGGCAAGAGCACCAGGACCAACGGGGACAUGGCGGCUCAGUUCUUCCAAAACAUCAGCCCCUUUUACCAAAAGAAGCUGUACAACCUUUACCGCAUGGACUUCCUGCUCUUCAAUUACUCCAACCCAGAGUACUUGAAGACUAGAUGAGGGCGACUCUCUCCAUGUCAGCUAGAGAUUUAGUAAUCAAUCUGUUUGGCUCUGUAAUUUGUAAUUCAUCUGGGUGCGUAGAGCUUGUAAUUGAUGUUCCAGAUGUUAUUUAUACAGGCCUUGCCAGUAGGGGGAAUCACUACAUUGUCAGAUGUAAGAAGUUUAUGGGCAUAGGUGGCUGACCUUGGAGUCGCUAUAUUUGCUUUAAUCCUCGUCAUGUGGCCUAGAUAAGAGAGAAGCAGGUUCUUCUUUUACAAUUGAAUGUGUCGAGGGUUGUAAAGAACUUGUUGUGUGUAUCACAGAAUCCCUCGACUAUGCCUUCUUCUUUAUUUAUACAAUUGAGUAUUUAUUGAGUCAUGGACAGAGCGCAUUGGGUGAGGACAUUCUAAUUCAUGCAUUUCUUUCUGCUUGCCCAUACAGCAUGUUUCUUUGGCUCUUGGACAUCUUCUGUAGCCAAAAAUGUUCCUCUGGGGGACAAAGGGUGUCAUAAAACUUACAUAAACCACCAAACAAAAGAAAGCAUAGUCCACAAAUAAAAAGAUCGAAAAAAAAUAUAUAUAAAUAAGCAAUUUACUCUCUAUUGACAGAAGUAUGAGGCUUGCACAGACCCAAUAUGAAUUGAACCAGUUUAAAUGGUAUAUCUUACAUGGUAGCAUCUUUUUUUAAAAAAUAAACAGUGAAGUCCUCAUUCAUACUGUACCAUGUCACAAUUUUCCCACAUUAUAAAAUGAUUGCCACCUGUUCAUUGAUGUUACAUAAGCCACAGUUGAUAGUAAACGUGUUCUGAUAAACAAUGUAUGCUGGUUAUAUAAAGCCUGGCAGGCAGAUUGCCUGCAGAUAGGGAAUUAAUUACAGAAAUGGCACAUGCUUUGCAGAGUCACCUCUUUAUUUAGCUCACGUCAGACUGAGCAAACGGUGCAUAGCUGUGGUUUGGGCCAAGGCAGCCCCUCAUCAGAGCACUCCUUGUUGAACUGUGGAAAGCCACCUAGGGCUAACUACCUACCUACAAGGGCACUGCAUGUUAAAACCGGGUAGGCCAUCUGGUAAAAAGCAAAUAUUAAAUUACAUUUAUAGCAUGCAGUAUUUUUCUUGACUAUGAGAGCAGUAAAUAAAAUGAGUUUUCAUGACUGUUGAUGUUAUGCCACAUUGCAACCUUUUGGAACAAAGUUUGUCCAUAACAACGGUAUACUGUAUAGUGCAUUCGAAAAGUAUUUAGGCCACUUCACUUUUCACACAUUUUGUUACGUUACAGCCUUAUUCUAAAAUUGAUUCAAUUUUUCCUCAACAAUCUACACACAAUACCCCAUAAUGA